This is a messenger RNA of Gallus gallus (chicken), 5286 nucleotides long. It is a transcript of the gene A2MB, whose product is annotated as alpha-2-macroglobulin-like 3. The record is from RefSeq and is a predicted model, not a curated record. Lineage: Eukaryota; Metazoa; Chordata; Aves; Galliformes; Phasianidae. Gene Ontology annotation, cellular component: extracellular region. The transcript is spliced from 34 exons. Bases 818 to 5224 code for a protein of 1468 amino acids. Gene Ontology annotation, molecular function: endopeptidase inhibitor activity.
GCAUCUUUCAGUGAAUAUUCUCUUCUAAAUCCCAUUUUUUAAAAUGAGAAUAUAGCAACGUACCUUUUAGUUAUACAAUAGCUAAACUGUUUGUUCUGAUUUGUUCUAUAUUCCUUUAUUUAAGAAAAGAGAGUUAAGAAUAGCUCCUUACAGUCCAUUUGUCACUUAUCUCUGAAUGAGGAUUUUACAAGAGUUCUUGACAGUGCUCAUCUCCAAGUAGUAAUAGCAAAUUUAGCUAUGUGUACACUGUUGGGGGUGACAUUUCAUUCCUUAAUUCGUUAUUUUCCCUUCAUGAACAGUUCAUUUGCUAUUUUUUCUACACAUUUCCACAAUACAAUCAAAGUUUUUCACAGCUACGCUAGUCAGUACCUCACAGAUUAUUCAUCAGUAGACUGAGCAGCAGGGAUCUCUACACAGAUUCUUGAGAUUUUUACUGGUGACCACCUUCGGCUAUAUAAAUCCACUAUUAUUUCUUCCCCUUUAUGCCCUAGUUUUUAACCAAUUAAUCUGCAUCAGAAUUAAUAAUUGGAUUUAUUAAUGAAAAUUAGUAAAAUUAUCCCUUCUAUUGAAUGUCAACUGAUGUCUUCUCCGAGAAACAAAAGUUCUUUGAAAGUACAAGUACACUUCUGUUGUAAUAAAGCACUGUCCUCUGAAAUGCUUUGUGUGACCACCUUAAUAAGGUUAUGAACUGCAGCACUCCCAUUUUUGCUCAGCACGAGGAGGAUUUGGAAACCUGGACAGGCAAGAAAAGGAGUAGCUACAGAAGUUGGAGUUUUUUCAACCCUAGAACUGCUGAAUCUCCAACUUUUUUUAGCUAAUGCUUUCGAGUCUCAUGAGGCUGUGGGAUACAAAAAAGCAGUACAUGGUGCUUCUGCCCUUUCUGAUACAUACUGGUUCUCCUGAGAAAAUCUGUGUUCAGCUGACUCACCUGAAUGAGUCUGUGACACUGAGUGCUACACUUGAGUAUCAAGGGGAAAACAGGAGCUUGAUUGAUGUGGUGACAGAGAAGGAUGUGUUUACCUGCAUCCCUUACUCUCUUUCAGAAUCCAACAGCACAUCAGUGGCACUUCUCACUGUGACAGUGAAGGGAGAGACCCUGCAGUUCAGAAGCAGCAAGUCAGUGCUGGUCAAGAAUUCUGAGAGUUUGGUCUUUGUCCAGACAGACAAACCUAUCUACAAGCCUGGACAGACAGUUCUGUUUCGGAUUGUCUCCCUGGAUGAAGACUUCCACCCACUGAAUGAGAAGUUUCCAUUCGUCUAUGUUCAGGAUCCCCAGAGAAACCGUGUGUAUCAAUGGCAAGGGGUAGAACUUGAGACUGGCCUUAUACAGCUCUCCUUCCCCCUCACCUCUGACCCCAUCCAAGGCUCCUACAAAAUAGUUGUGCAGAAGAACUUCAUCUCCCAUGUGGCGCACUCCUUCACUGUAGAGGAAUAUGUGCUGCCCAAGUAUGAGGUCCUGGUGAAGCUGCCUAAGAUGAUUACUAUUGAGGAUAAGGAACUUCCAGUGUCCGUCUGUGGUCUUUACACGUAUGGGAAACCAGUCCCUGGUUUGGUGAGUGUCCAAGUGUGCCGGAAAUUUUCUCAUUCUGCUUCACAUUGUUAUGGAGAAGAAGGAGAAGCUGUGUGUGAAGAAUUCACUAGGCAGGCAGAUGCUCAUGGGUGUGUUUCUGCUGUGGUAAGGACCAAAAUAUUUCAGCUCCGGCGCAGGGGAUAUGAGAUGAGCAUUGAGGUGAAAGGCAAGAUCACAGAAGAUGGUACAGGAAUAGUUGUGACUGGAAUAGGCUCCUGUGAAAUCACAUCCAUCAUGAGCAAAGUCAGCUUUGACCUGUUGGACUCUCAUUACAGACCAGGGAUCCCACUCUUUGGGAGGGUAAAGCUGGUAGAUGGUAAUGAUGCUCCCAUUGCCAAUGAAACCAUCAGGAUUUCUGUGAAUGGAGACACGUACAAAGGCAAUUACACUACAGAUGAACAGGGACAAUCCUGGUUUUCCAUCAAUACUACCAUGUUCACAGAAGCCUCCCUGGAAAUCCGAGCUGAAUAUAAACCUGAACUGAACUGUUAUGACAGUGACUGGAUCACGCCUUCAUAUGAGCAUGCCAUGCACAGAAUAAGUCGGUUUUACUCCCCCAGUAAGAGCUUUCUCAAAAUUGAGCCCAAGUUGGAGAUGUUAAGAUGUGGCUCUUUCGCAGAGAUCCAGGUGCACUAUAUAUUCACACCAGAGGCCAUUGAACAGCAGAAGAAAAUUAUCAUUUACUAUUUGGUGAUGGCCAAGGGCAGUAUUAUGUUAGCAGACACCCAUGAUCUGACUGUGGAUCCUGGAAAUGCUUACGGGAUAUUUCAGUUGAUCUUACCUGUUGAGAUGACAAUUGCUCCCCUGGCACAGAUGCUUGUGUAUACCACUUCACCCAGUGGAGAAGUCAUUGCUAGUACAGCAGAAUUCCAGGUUGAAAGUUGCCUUCUCAAUAAAGUCAACUUGAGUUUUGUACCCAAAGAAGAACUUCCUGCUUCCAAGACAAUCCUGAAACUCCAUUCCUCACCAAGGUCCCUGUGUGCCCUCCGUGCUGUGGACAGGAGCGUUCUCCUCAUGAAGCCUGAAGAUGAGCUCUCUCCCAGCUCUGUGUAUAACCUUCUCCCAGUCAAGGAACUCCGAGGCUAUAGCUUCAAGGACUACUACUUGGAAGAAGAAGAUGUAAACCCCUGUGUGUCACUUGACAACAUAUUACUAAAUGGAUUCACCUAUAUACCCAUUUCUCCUGAUGGUGAAGGUGAUGCUUAUGACAUUCUCAAACUGCUAGGCUUAAAAAUCUUCACUAGCAACAAAAUCCAUAAGCCUGAAGUCUGCCAGCAUUACACAGCACAUAUGAUGGAAAGGAGUUACAGUGGUUCUAUCAGUGCAUUGCAACUCCUUGAUGAUUCAGACUAUGCAAUGUUAAAAGGGAUGGAUGCUGGCAGUCCCAUGGAGACCAUCCGGAAGUACUUCCCUGAGACAUGGAUUUGGGACAUAGUUUCAGUGAACUCUGAGGGAAACGCUGAACUAGAUGUGACCAUCCCUGACACCAUCACUGAAUGGAAAGCCAGUGCAUUCUGCAUGUCCCCAGACACAGGCUUUGGCCUGUCACCAACAGUGUCCCUCAGAGCCUUCCAGCCUUUCUUUGUAGAGCUCACCCUGCCUUAUUCUGUAGUGCGUGGUGAGGCCUUCACGCUGAAAGCUACUGUUUUCAACUACCUGACAGCCUGCAUCAGAGUCAGCGUGAUUCUGGCUCAGUCUACUCAAUUUCUGGCUACUCCAGUGGAAAAGGAGGAAGACUCUCAUUGUCUCUGUGAGAACGGGAGGAAAACAGUGGCUUGGCUGGUGACUCCCAAAUCUCUAGGGCUGGUGGAGUUCUUGGUGAGCACUGAGGCCCUCCAGAACCAGCAGCCAUGCAGAAACACCACAGUGGAGACCCCUGAAAAAGGGCGGAAGGACACAGUCAUCAGGCAGCUGUUGGUGGAGCCUGAAGGAGUUGAGAAGGAAACUGUUCAGAACUUGGUGCUCUGUUUAAAAGGAGAGUCCGUGAAAGAGAAGUUUUCUCUGUUGCUUCCUUCGAAUGUGGUACAAGACUCAGGCAGAGCAUAUUUCUCAGUGCUAGGUGACCUCAUGGGCACUGCCAUGCAGAAUCUGCACCAGCUACUCCAAAUGCCGUUUGGUUGUGGUGAACAGAACAUGGUCCUGUUUGCACCCAACAUCUAUGUCCUGGACUAUCUGAACAAGACAGGACAGCUGAGUGAGGAGGUCAAAUCCAAGGCCAUCGGAUACUUAGUGAGCGGUUAUCAGAGGCAGAUGAACUACAAGCACCCAGAUGGCUCUUACAGUACCUUUGGACCACGUUAUCGCCAACCGGGGAACACCUGGCUCACAGCCUUUGUCCUGAAGUCCUUUGCCCGGGCCCGGUCUCACAUCUUCAUAGAUGAAAAGCACAUCCAGGAUGCUUUGAUCUGGCUCAGUCAAAAUCAGAAGGAGAAUGGCUGCUUCCGCAGUUCUGGGGUGCUCCUGAACAAUGCCAUGAAGGGUGGAGUGAACGAUGAGGUAACACUGACAGCCUACAUCACUAUCGCACUGCUGGAGAUUCCUCUGCCUGUAACUCACUCGGUGGUGCGUAAUGCUCUGUUCUGCCUGGAAACGGCAGGAAAUGGGAAAGAAAAUCACGUGUACACCAAGGCACUGCUGGCGUAUGCCUUUGCCCUGGCAGGGAAGGAGGAGAAGCGGAAGGAGUUCCUCAGCUCACUUGAAAAGGAAGCCGUCAAAAAGGAUGGGUCUGUUCACUGGCAGCGGCCUGGGAAAGAGCCAGAGGCUGAUCUCCCGUACUACCGCAAUAAAGCUCCCUCUGCUGAAGUGGAGAUGACGGCCUAUGUGCUCCUUGCUCACCUCACCACGCAGCCAGCACCUUCGCAGGAGGAGCUGUCAUUUGCAUCUCUUAUUGCAAAGUGGAUCAUUGGUCAGCAGAAUCCCAAUGGAGGCUUCUCCUCCACCCAGGACACAGUUGUGGCUCUGCAAGCCCUCUCCCUGUAUGGAGCUUCCACCUAUGCCAAGAGUGGAGCAGCUUCCAAAGUGUCCCUGCGAUCUGGAGGAGACUUCCAGCAAGACUUCCACGUGGAUCCCUCAAACCGGCUGCUGCUCCAGCACGUGGCCCUGCCCCAGGUGCCAGGGGAAUACAGCAUAGAGGUGUCUGGCAAAGGAUGUGUCUACCUGCAGACAAGCCUGAGGUACAACGUGCAGCCCAAGCAGGAGAGUGCACCCUUCCUGCUGCAUGUACACACGAGCCCAGAGACAUGUGAGGACUCCAAGGCUCACAAGGUCUUCGACAUAGGCAUAAAUGUCAGUUACACGGGUGAGCGCAGUGUCUCCAACAUGGUGAUUAUCGAUGUGAAAAUGCUGUCGGGAUUCAUCCCUGUCAAGUCCUCAGUGAGGAAGCUGGCACACCACCAAGUUAUUGAGCGUACGGAGUUCAGUACCAACCAUGUCUUAGUGUAUGUGGAAAAGCCCUCGGCAGGUUUUCCCUCUGGGCCUGCAUAUGGAUCAGCCUACACCUGUCCACCAGACACGAGCUCCCCCAGCGUGGGGAAAGGCCCCGGGGUUUCCCCUUGUCCCUCAGCCAGGCCUGCUGAGGGACACGCUCACACGCCCACACUCCCAGCGCCCAGGGCACUACUGGCAGCAAGAGCACUAGUGGCAAGAGUUCAAUGAGGAGACAGCAGGAGAGCCCAGGGCAGACGCAGAGCAGACACUCAGCCUCCAUCACUUCCUUU